Messenger RNA from Dendronephthya gigantea, 2116 nucleotides. RefSeq names its product E3 ubiquitin-protein ligase PDZRN3-B-like. The transcript is spliced from 6 exons. Gene Ontology annotation, molecular function: zinc ion binding; protein binding. Lineage: Eukaryota; Metazoa; Cnidaria; Anthozoa; Malacalcyonacea; Nephtheidae. The record is from RefSeq and is a predicted model, not a curated record. Bases 122 to 1966 code for a protein of 614 amino acids.
AUAAUAAACAUCACGACGUGUUAAGAAGUUGUCUUAAAAAAACAAAAAUAAUACCAUUGACACCGUUGAGCCCAACUGAGGUACUAAAGCGCAGAGACUCUACCGAGCAGAGAUCACAUCCAUGGCAGAAAAAUGGGAAGAAGAUUUUCAAGGUUAUGACGUAAAUCGUUUUCAAGAAGGUGUCAGAGAAGAUCUACUUUGUUCCAUUUGUCAGGAAGUUCCAAAGGAUCCUAGACUUUGCCAACACAAAGAUCAUAUAUUCUGUUUCGCUCAUAUAUCACGACAUCUCGACUGUGAUCUCGUUCAAAACUCUCAAACAUGUCCAGUUUGCAGAUAUCCUCUGAAUGAAGAAACCUUGAGACGACCAACAGGAUUUCUGAAGAAUUAUUUGGACGACCUUAAAAUCAAGUGUGAUAAUCAUGAUCGAGGAUGUCCUGACUACGUCCGUCUGGAGAAUCUCCCAAGACAUGUCAAGGAAUGUGGAUAUGCUCCUGCUAUGUGUCGUAACGAAGGAUGUGAAACAGAGAUCAAUAGAAGAGACAUUGAAGCUCACGAGAAAGAUCUUUGUCACUACAGAAUCGCCAAAUGUCACGACUGUAAAGAUAUCAAGAACAAUGUGAACGAAAUUAAAGCAAGUCUGGAUGUAACGAUUGAUCAAAUGACUGCAAUGAAAGGAAGACAGGAUGAAAUGCAGAGAAGAGGAAAUGAAAUUAAGAAAAAUUUGGAUGAUCUUAAAGCACGCCAAGAUGAAACGAAUGUUCAAAUGUCUGCAAUGAAAAUAAAUCAGAAUCAAAUUAAGAGAAAUCACGAUGACAUGAAAAAAUAUCAGGAUGAAAUGAACACAAAACUGGAUGAAAUUAAGAAAAAUGUGGAUGAAAUUAAGAAAUAUCAGGAUCAAACGAAUGUUCAAAUGACUGGAAUGGAAAGAAACCAGGAUGAAAUGAUGGAAAGUAUGAAAGAGAUGCGAAAAGAGUUUGAGAAAAUAAUUACGAUGAUGAACCAGGGCUUUCAAGCAGAUAAUACAAGCAAGAAUGGUGCUAGCGCUAUAGAUCACACAGGUCCAGUAACCAAUGAAGAUGUUAUUAUUAUUGGUGGUCGGUGUGGGCCAGGAAGUGACCAGGUAUUAAAUACAGUCGAGAAAUACAGCAUAGUAGAAGGAAGGUCAACUGAGCUACCACAAUUAAAUCAUCCUCGAGCAUCAUCGGUAUCGUGUGUUUACAACCGCAAUGUUCUCGUCGUUGGUGGCUACGUUGGUAAAACAGGAACGGAUUUAAUCGAAAUAUUGAAGACUAACCAACAUCCUUUGCGAUGGACCAUGUUUGAUGGUAAACUGCCUGUCAAAUUAUCUGGUCACGACGUCAUAGUUUAUGAGGGAAAACUAUAUGCAGUUGGUGGACUAAACUGGAAUGAAAGAGCUUCAUCGAAUGCCAUUUACGAGAUUGCUCUCACCCCACCUUAUACAACCAAGCUGCUGACAAGAAUGAUUGUGCCAAUAAGUGAUCACAGAGCAGAACUUAUUAAUGGAAAACUAUAUAUCUUAGGCGGGUCAACAACAGGCCAUAGUAAAGAUGCUCGUGACAGCGUUGUUGUGUAUGAUUUGAUUGAGAAUGUGUUCAAGCCAUGUCCAUCGUUGCCUCGGCCUGUUUGUUUUAUGUCAACAGUAACAUGGCGUAAUAUGAUUCUAGUUGUUGGCGGCUGUGAUAGGAAUAAUCGGGCAUUAAAUGAUGUAUUCAUGUUAGACACUGACACCGGACGAUGUGAGAUACUUCCACCCAUGAUUUACAAAAGGAGCCGCUGCUUUGCUGUAAUGAUGAAUGACGUCAUUUUUGUGUUCGGUGGACACAAUAGAGAGCAGGGAUUUCUCGAUUCAGUGGAAUCUUUCACCAUUGGUGGCGAUGGUUGGAAAGAACUGCCACAGAUGAUUGAAAAAAGGAGAUACGCAACUGGUGUAAUUAAACCCCUGUAAGUAAAUACGAAGAAUGAAUUUGGAGAAAGGAUGCACAAAUAAUUGAUACGUAAAUAAUGUAGAUAUGUUACAUGAUCUUGAAAACAAUCUUUCAAACAUUACUGAGCCUUUAGAAUCAAAGAUAAUAAUUAGGAACACUUAUACGAAGUC